UGAGAGUGAGAGGAGCCCGCAGAAAAAAAGGGAGUGCGAGUGAGAGACAAGGUUGUGGAGGACGGGAGAGAGAGAGAGAGAGAUUUACAAGUUCACUAUCUCCCUGUUAGAGAGAGGGUUGGUGGUGCCGGCGGCUGUCGGGGCGGCGUGGGGCUGAGGAAGGGGAGAAGAGGUGGUAGGGUAGAAAGAGCAAGUAGAGGAGGGGGUAGAGAUGUCAGACCUAGACCGGCAAAUAGAGCAGCUGAAGAAGUGCGAGCCUCUCAAAGAGUCGGAGGUGAAGGCUCUCUGCCUCAAAGCCAUGGAAAUCCUCGUCGAAGAGAGCAACGUUCAGAGAGUCGAUGCUCCUGUCACUAUAUGCGGCGACAUCCAUGGGCAAUUCUAUGACAUGAAAGAGCUUUUCAAAGUAGGAGGUGAUUGCCCGAAGACUAACUACUUGUUUCUUGGAGAUUUUGUUGACAGAGGAUUCUAUUCCGUUGAGACAUUUCUACUCCUACUUGCCCUUAAGGUUAGAUAUCCAGAUCGGAUAACUCUUAUUAGAGGAAACCACGAGAGCCGUCAGAUCACACAGGUGUAUGGAUUCUACGAUGAAUGUCUACGAAAGUAUGGAUCUGUCAAUGUUUGGAGAUAUUGCACGGAUAUAUUCGAUUAUCUGAGUCUGUCAGCUCUCAUCGAAAAUAAGAUUUUCAGUGUACAUGGUGGUCUGUCUCCUGCCAUUACAACCCUGGACCAGAUACGAACAAUUGAUAGGAAGCAAGAAGUACCUCAUGAUGGUGGCAUGUGUGACCUACUUUGGUCAGAUCCUGAAGAUAUCGUGGACGGUUGGGGUUUGAGUCCGCGUGGUGCUGGUUUCCUCUUUGGUGGCAGUGUUGUUACCUCAUUUAACCAUCACAACAACAUUGACUAUAUAUGCCGUGCCCAUCAGUUGGUAAUGGAAGGGUAUAAAUGGAUGUUCAAUAACCAGAUAGUAACUGUCUGGUCAGCACCAAAUUACUGUUACAGAUGUGGUAAUGUAGCUGCAAUUCUUGAGCUGGAUGAAAAUCUUAAUAAGCAGUUUCGUGUCUUUGAUGCUGCUCCACAGGAGUCAAGAGGCACGCCUGCCAAGAAACCUGCACCAGACUACUUUCUCUGAGGUUGGUUAAGACUGCCUGUCAUUAUCCAGGAGCCUAAUUCGUGAACAGCCUAUACAGACAAGGUGGAUGGAGGAUCUCUCACAUG
Pyrus x bretschneideri (Chinese white pear) is the source of this 1215-nucleotide messenger RNA. RefSeq names its product serine/threonine-protein phosphatase PP-X isozyme 2. The record is from RefSeq and is a predicted model, not a curated record. Gene Ontology annotation, cellular component: cytoplasm; nucleus. Gene Ontology annotation, molecular function: protein serine/threonine phosphatase activity. Gene Ontology annotation, biological process: double-strand break repair via homologous recombination; peptidyl-serine dephosphorylation. Lineage: Eukaryota; Viridiplantae; Streptophyta; Magnoliopsida; Rosales; Rosaceae.